Molecule: messenger RNA, 1311 nt
Organism: Nomascus leucogenys (northern white-cheeked gibbon)
Lineage: Eukaryota; Metazoa; Chordata; Mammalia; Primates; Hylobatidae
Product: arachidonate 15-lipoxygenase B-like
Biological process (GO): lipid oxidation; linoleic acid metabolic process
Molecular function (GO): metal ion binding; arachidonate 15-lipoxygenase activity
Source: RefSeq, a predicted model, not a curated record
CCCCCCCAGGAAGACCUCCAGGUGACGCUCCCUGAGGACUCGGGCCAGGUGCUGCUGCUGUGCUUACACGAGGCGAACAUUGCCCUGAAGCUGCAGGACUGCUGGACAGCCAGGGCUCUGGAAAAGGGAUCAGCGUACCUUCAUCUUCUCCACACCAAGGUGUCAGGUCUGCAGGGAAGCCAAGCUGCUGAGGCAGCUGAAAUUCAGUCAGGGGACUGGGGUCUGUGUACUGAUCUACACUUUCUGAAUGACCUCAACUCCAUCCUGAUCCACCACUGUCACUGCCUCCCAAAGAAUUUCCUGGUCACCGAUGCCAUGAUGGUCCCCGCGCUGGACCCUGGAACCAGUCUGCAGGCUGAGCAGGAAAGGGGCUCUCUGUACCUGGUGGACCAUGCCAUCCUCUCAGGCCUCUACCUCAGCAUCAUCCAUGGGAUGCCCUAGUUCAUGACUGCACCCCUGAUCCUGCUGCACCAGCGUCCCAAAGGCAAUGGGCCCUUGCUACCCCUUGCCAUUCUGCUCACUCAGACACCCAGCCUAGACAGCCCCAUCUUCCUGCCCAGUGACCCAGCUGAAGACUGGUUCCUGGCCAAGACCUGGGUGUGACACUCAAAGUUCCUGGUGCACAAGACGGUCACUCAUCUACUUCGAAUCCACUUUGUGGUGGCUUUUGCUUUGUCCAUGCUGCGGCAGCUGCCCACGAGCCACCCAUUUUCAAGGCAGGGAGGAACCCUCCUCUCAGUGCCCACAGCUGUGGGAGACCCGGGGCUGCCUGAUCUGACCUCUGACUCCGGCUUCCCCUUUCUUCUGUACCUUCCACAUCAACAUCCAGCCCGCACUGGGCUCUUUGUACCAGGAAAGCUCAUCCAGCAGGUCAAGGCCCUGGAGGCCUGGGAUCUUGGGGUGGGCAGCCUGGAGCUGAUCACCAAAGGGCUGGCAGCUGCCACCUACCACACCCUCUACCUGUCCCUCCAGCUGGCUGACUUCAAGGUCCAGGACCUCGCCCACUACUACACUCCAGAUCUGGGCAGCCAUAGAGAGCCGGCCAAGGUCCCAGCCUUUCCUUCUCCCUUCCUGGACACCUACCCAGAGGAGCACUUCACCGAGAAGGCCCCGCGGCGGAGCAUCGCCGCCUUCCAGAGCCACCUGGCCCAGAUCUCGGCGGACGUCCUGGAAUGGAGCCGGGGCCUGGCGCUGCCCUACUCCUACCUGGGGCCCGCGGCCGCAGAGAACGGAAUCGCGGUGAGAGCGCAUGGCGCGCACAGACUGCACCCGCACCCCGCGGCGCCAGCCUUGCCGCCAGCGCCCCAGUAA